This is a messenger RNA of Sebastes umbrosus (honeycomb rockfish), 2852 nucleotides long. RefSeq names its product transforming growth factor, beta 5 (gene tgfb5). Gene Ontology annotation, biological process: regulation of cell population proliferation; SMAD protein signal transduction; BMP signaling pathway. Bases 1277 to 2545 code for a protein of 422 amino acids. The transcript has 7 exons. Gene Ontology annotation, cellular component: extracellular region. NCBI's taxonomy places the organism in Eukaryota, Metazoa, Chordata, Actinopteri, Perciformes, Sebastidae. Gene Ontology annotation, molecular function: type III transforming growth factor beta receptor binding; growth factor activity; cytokine activity. The record is from RefSeq and is a predicted model, not a curated record.
CAUAAUCACACACUCCCUUCCCUUUGGUGGCAACCCAACCCACCACCACCACCACACCACCACCAUCACCACACCACCUCUCUCACAUCCAGUCCCUCCUCCUCCUCCUCCUCCUCCUCCUCCUCCUUCUGUCUGAGCAUUUCUCUCAGAGGAUCUGCACAAUAAUGGAGUCCCAUCAAGCAGCAGCAGGUCUCGGUGUUUUCAGCACAGCUUUCAGACUGGAGCUCAUUUAGACCCGAGGAUCUGUAAUUCACUGUAAAGUUUUCCCCUUCUUUUUUUUUUUUUUUAAUUGACAGCACAAGGACUUUCUUUCAUAUAUUUUUUUCUGCGUCAUGUUUUUUUAUGUCGUCUGACUUUUUUUUCCAUGUUUUGAUGUUUAUAUGAGGGGGAUUAACAGGCCCACCAGGGUUUCUCCGACAUAAAUCAACAGUUGCUGAGUUAGUGCCGUCUGCUUUCUGUUUACCUUUACCUACCAGGGAAUGAGAGGACCUUUUUUUAAAGCUGUAUGAGAUUUUGUGGAAGAGGUAUGGGCCAGUCUUUUGCUCCACAGGUGGGUCUACUGGAGGUGAGAGCUCGUGAGCUGUGCUGCUGCAGAUGAAGCGAGCUGCUGCAGGUUUUUGUUUGGAGGAUUUGCGACAUGGGCUGAGCUCCUGAGAUCAGUCCUUUUCCCCCUUGAGAGCUGUUGAAUUAUCCGAGGAUGGACGACGGAAAACGGAGACGGAUAAACCUUCACUUCUAGUUAAAUAUCUUCACCUUUAUAAAGCGCGCACGCACCGGCACGAGACACACACCUGAGCUUUUUGAGCGCACCAGAUUUGGAUUCAAGCUUCAGCCAACUCUCCUAUCAUCACUACAUGUGAGGUUUUUACAGUGGAGUCUGGUUGUAGUUGCGUGAAGAAGCAGUUGUUUUUUAUGUGGAUCUGCUUCUUUUUAUAUUUAAUAACUUAAGUAAAGAAUAAAAUGACAAUGCGUCUUUAUGUGUCUGGUGUUAAAAUCUGCAGGCGCAUGUACGAACACUGUUAUAUAAGAAGCAUAGCAGAAUAAAUUUCAAAGUCAGCAGAUGUGGUUUUCCUUUUUCCACAGAAAGUGGUUUUGACCUAAAUAGCCUGUUAUAGAGCUGGAUUUUGGAUAUUUUGGCUUUAUUUUAUUCCAGUAAGUUUUUGAGGUUUUUGGUUUUUACGCACUUUACGCACAGAUUUCUUGGGAUUCAUCUGAGUCUCCCACAGUGCCCCUCUAGUAGUCCCAGCUGAGAUCCUUUCCGUCUCCUCUCUGGACCAUGUGUCUCCCUCGCCUUGUUCUGCUGCUGUUGCUGCUCCGGUUCUCCGGUGUGCUGCUCGUGGAGGGCUUCAACACGUGUCACUCCAUCAACCUGGACGCGCAGAAGUCCCGUCGCAUCGAGGCGGUCCGCGGACAGAUCCUCAGCAAGCUGCGGAUCCGUAGCCCGCCGGCUAAAGACGAGGCCCCGCCGGCCGGAUCCGGCUCCGUGCCUCCGGAGGUCAUGCUGCUCUACAACAGCACGAGGGAGCUGCUCAAGGAGCGCGCGCGUCUCGGCGAGUCCGCUUGCGAGCGCGAGAGCAGCGAAGAGGACUACUAUGCCAAAGAGGUCCAGAGGAUCAACAUGCUGCCACCACGCACCGACACCAAUGCGUUACAGCCAGCAACCCCCGACCCCCAUUACAGAGUCGUCCACUUCGACGUCAGUGGAGUUGACCUGACCAACAGCACCCUGACGAAGGCUGAGUUCAGGAUCUUCAGAGCUCCCAACCCGCUGGCCCGGGCCUCCGAGCAGAGAGUGGAGCUCUAUCAGUUGCUGAGGCCAGAUGAAGAGAGCACCUCCACUCAACGUUAUAUCGACUCCCGCACUGUGCCGCCGAAGGCGAAGGGAGCCUGGAUCUCUGUGGACGUCACUGAAACCAUCAAGGACUGGGUGUCAGAUCCAGAGAAUAAUCUUGGCCUGAAGCUGGGCGUCCACUGUCCCUGCUGCACCUUCGUCCCGUCCACCAACAACAUUGUUCCCAACAAGAGUGAGGAGCUGGAGGCUCUCUUUGCAGGUGUGGAUGAUGAGCAGCUUCGCCAGAUAAGAAAGCCCGGUCCAGUUAAAGGCCAGGCAGAUUUCACCACCAAGACGCCGCACCUCAUUCUCACCGUGCUGCCCAGUGACAGAGUGGACAACCCGGUCAAGAAGAACCGCAAGAAGAGGGCGGCCGCCACAGAAACCACAACCUGCUCCCGCGGCUCAGACACGGGCUGCUGCCUGCGCUCGCUCUACAUCGACUUCAGACGGGACCUCAACUGGAAGUGGAUCCAUGAGCCCAAAGGUUACAAAGCCAACUUCUGUGCCGGCAACUGUCCUUACCUCUGGAGUGCCAACAACCACUAUAACAUGAUCCUCCCUCUGUACAACAAGCUGAACCCUGAGGCCUCCGCCUCGCCCUGCUGCGUCCCUCAGGACCUGGAGCCCCUCACCAUCAUGUACUUCAUAGGCCGCACACCACGAGUUGAGCAACUCUCCAAUAUGGUCGUCAAAUCCUGCAAGUGCCGCUGAGUUCGGAGGAAGAGGUGAGGGAGGAGAAUGAUUACAGGACCAAAACUACAAACUGUUUCGCUGAGGGGGGGAGGAGUGGGGGGUUAAAGACGAGAUGACAGAUGGAUCCUUUGUUCAUUAAUCUUCGCUGUUUGAUCACCUUUAGCAGACUUUUGAGAUAUUUUUACUCACAUUCUUAACAGGCAUGAAAACUUGUUCAUUCUCUGGAACUUUCUGUUUGAUAUAGGACACUGUAAAUAUGACAACAUAGCUGUAUUAAACCUGUACCUGAUAUUAAAGGGCUGUUGUGUGAUUUGGCCACAUUUGG